Molecule: messenger RNA, 3786 nt
Organism: Budorcas taxicolor (takin)
Lineage: Eukaryota; Metazoa; Chordata; Mammalia; Artiodactyla; Bovidae
Gene: PPP4R1
Product: protein phosphatase 4 regulatory subunit 1
Exons: 20
Coding region: 43-2856 (937 amino acids)
Biological process (GO): protein dephosphorylation
Molecular function (GO): protein phosphatase regulator activity; protein binding
Source: RefSeq, a predicted model, not a curated record
CCCCGGGUCCCCGGGCGACGGCGGAGGAGGGGGCGCCGCAAGAUGGCGGACCUGUCGCUGCUGCAGGAGGACCUGCCGGAGGACGCGGACGGAUUUGGUCUGGAUGACUGCAGCUCAGAGUCUGAUGUGAUUGUUGCACCUUCAGCCCUGGACUUCAUCUCGCAAGAUGACAUGCUGACGCCGCUGGGGAGACUGGACAAGUAUGCUGCGAGUGAGAACGUAUUUAACAGACAGAUGGUGGCCCGGAGUCUGCUGGACACGCUGAGGGAAGUGUGCGAUGAUGAGAGAGAGUGCGUUGCUGUUCUGGAAAGAAUCAGCAGAUUAGCUGAUGACUCAGAGCCGACCGUGAGGGCAGAGCUGAUGGAGCAGGUGCCUCACAUUGCCUUGUUCUGCCAAGAAAACCGGCCAGCAAUCCCGUACGCCUUUUCAAAGUACUUGCUGCCCAUUGUGGUUCGAUAUCUCGCAGAUCAGAAUAACCAGGUAAGAAAAACGAGCCAGGCAGCUUUGCUGGCCCUGCUGGAGCAGGAGCUGAUCGAGCGCUUUGAUGUGGAGACCAAGGUGUGCCCCGUCCUCGUGGAGCUGACAGCCCCCGACAGCAACGACGACGUGAAGACGGAGGCUGUGGCUAUAAUGUGCAAAAUGGCCCCCAUGGUUGGCAAGGACAUCACGGAGCGUUUGAUCCUCCCUCGGUUUUGUGAGAUGUGCUGUGACUGCAGAAUGUUUCAUGUUCGAAAGGUCUGUGCCGCCAAUUUUGGAGACAUUUGCAGCGUCGUCGGCCAGCAAGCUACUGAGGAGAUGUUGCUGCCCAGGUUUUUCCAGCUCUGCUCAGACAACGUGUGGGGCGUCCGCAAGGCCUGCGCGGAGUGCUUCAUGGCCGUUUCAUGUGCCACAUGUCAAGAGAUUCGACGGACUAAACUAUCAGCACUCUUCAUUAAUUUGAUCAGUGAUCCUUCACGUUGGGUUCGGCAAGCAGCUUUCCAGUCUCUAGGACCUUUCAUAUCUACGUUCGCUAAUCCAUCCAGCUCGGGCCAGUAUUUUAAAGAAGAAAACAAAAGCUCAGAAGAUACAUCAGUAGAAGACAAAAAUAGCAGUGAAAGGACCAGGGGUGCAGAUGCUCCAGAGGACAUGGAGGCCAGGCCCACUGGGGGCGAUUCCAGCGUCCACCUGGAAGAGGCGCUGGCGGACGGUGCCGAGACCCCGAGGCAGCCGCCGGGCGAACUGAGCGCUCCUGCGGAGAGCUCCUCACCUCACCGGUCUUUCUCGGAGCCUCCCCCAGACGCGGCUGGCAGCGAGGAGGAGCAAGAGGCCUGCGCCUGCAGGUUAGCAUGCCAGCCAGAGGCCGGCACCGGUGCACAGGACUCAGCUCCCUUGGACCAGGAGCUGUACAACUCCUUCCACUUCUGGAGGACUCCUCUCCCCGAGAUAGACCUGGACGUGGAGCUGGAGCAGGGCUCCGGGAGCGAGCCCAGCCCACAGGGGCUGGAUGUGGAGCCCGAAGUGCCCGCCCCCGGCCCCACCAGCAUCACCAUGGCCACCAGGAAGGAGCUGGAGGAGAUGAUAGAAAACCUGGAGCCACACAUUGACGACCCCGAUGUGAAAGCACAGGUGGAUGUCUUGGCUGCUGCUCUGCGCGCCUCCAGCCUGGACGCUGGCGACGAGGCCGGCGAGGCCGCCCGGAGGGCCCCCCAGGACGAGCUCCCCAGCUGCCGGCUCGACCAUGACGCCACUGGGCCUUUGAUCAGUGAGGAGACCGUGGACUCUGCCCUGCACUCCAUGCACAAUGGCUCAGACGCGGGCCCCGGCAGUGGCUUCAGCCCUGAAGAGGAAAGGAGAGCUAAAGUCCAGGACGUGGUGCCCCAGGCCCUGCUUGACCAGUACCUGUCCAUGACGGACCCCUCGCGGGCGCAGACCGUGGACACCGAGAUCGCCAAGCACUGCGCCUACAGCCUGCCGGGCGUGGCGCUGACGCUCGGCCGCCAGAACUGGCACUGCCUGCGUGAGACCUACGAGACGCUGGCCUCGGACAUGCAGUGGAAGGUUCGAAGAACGUUAGCCUUCUCCAUCCAUGAGCUCGCCGUCAUCCUGGGAGACCAGCUCACAGCUGCAGACCUGGUCCCAAUUUUUAAUGGAUUUUUAAAAGACCUCGAUGAAGUCAGGAUAGGUGUCCUGAAGCACUUGCACGACUUUCUGAAGCUUCUUCACAUCGACAAGAGAAGAGAGUACCUGUAUCAGCUUCAGGAGUUCUUGGUGACUGACAACAGCAGGAACUGGCGCUUCCGAGCCGAGCUGGCCGAGCAGCUCAUCUUGCUCCUAGAGCUGUACAGCCCCCGGGAUGUGUACGACUACCUGCGCCCCAUCGCCCUGAACCUCUGUGCGGACAAGGUGUCCUCCGUGCGCUGGAUCUCCUACAAGCUGGUCAGCGAGAUGGUGCGCAAGCUGCACCGGGCAGCGCCACCCACCUUUGGUGCAGACCUCAUCCAGGAGCUGGUGGAGAGCUUCGGCCGCUGUCCGCGGUGGUCCGGGCGGCAGGCCUUCGUCUUCGUCUGCCAGACCGUCAUCGAGGAUGACUGCCUGCCCAUGGACCAGUUCGCCGUGCAGCUGAUGCCACACCUGCUCACCUUGGCAAACGACAGGGUUCCCAACGUGCGCGUGCUGCUUGCGAAGACACUGAGACAAACUCUGCUGGAGAAAGAGCACUUCCUGACCUCCGCCAGCUGUCACCAGGAAGCCGUGGAGCAGACCAUCAUGGCCCUGCAGAUGGACCGCGACAGUGACGUCAAGUACUUCGCCAGCACCCACCCGGCCAGCACCAGGAUCUCUGAAGACGCCCUGAGCACAGCCUCUUCCACCUACUAGUUGGCGUGGUCCCGGGGGCCUCCCGCUCCCAGGGAGCCGAGGUCCCACUGGCGCCCACGCGUGGCCAGGACAGCCUUGGGGCCCGUCCUCCCGAGACACUCGGCUGCAGGUGCAAGUUGCCUACACCAAUUCCAGGGAUUCUCAGAGUCAAGAGAAAGUGCAGUCAACGCCGUUGUCUCGUCUUGACUUGAAGGGAAAACACUUUUCUCAGAGGAUUAUAAUUGUCACCGAAGCCUUAAAUCCUUCCGUCUUCCUGACUGAACGAAACUUGAAUCGCCCAGCGUUCUCCUCGGAAGGGAUGCGACGCCGAGGCCUCUUUGCUUCCCGCUGGUUGAUUUCACCACCGCGAGACGGAAGCGCAGCCAGAAGGUGGAGACCGCCAUCCGGGCUGGGCCGAGACCGCCAGCACCAGGCCUCGCCGUGUCCACGCGGGCAGGGUCCUGCGGGGGCUGCGGCCGCCGCCCCGUCCAGCCCAGAGUAUGACUAGUUUAGCCGUGCAUCAACGGGGAGGAGAUAUUUUUUGGAUUUCUCCUGAGGGCUCAAUGCUAACACUACGUGGAGCUGAUUGUGACUCUUAAAUGCAGCAUAUUGCUGUGCACGCUCACAGAGUCUGCCGAGCAUCCGUGUCCUGGUUUCUUCAUGCUGGUCAUGACCCGGAGGAGAUUUAUUAGCACGUAUUCUGUGUGUCAGGUGUUUUUAACUUGAUCAUGAUCGGCUCUGAGGUGCAACUUGUCUCACAUACUGUAUACCACCGUGCCCCCGGGGAGGGCCGCAGUCUGUAAUCAUGCUCUUGGACUGUUGUGCACAAGUUCUCUUGUCCAAAUAAAAUUUAUUACUAAGAUCUAUACAGAGAUGGACACACUUCUGACUGCUUUCUAGAAUAAAUGCAAUUUGUGACCUGUAUUAAUGAUUUUAGUAUAAAAUGGGAAA